AUGUCCAAGAACACAAGCAACAAAGCCGUCCUCGCCGUCGUCGGUGCAGGCCCCGGCAUAGGCGAAGCAGUCGCCCGCCGCUUCGCAGCCGAAGGGUUUAUUGUCGCACUCCUAGCACGGACCGAAUCCAAACUACAGAAAAUGGUAUCCGACAUCGACGACGACCACGGUCCCAACACCGCACACUACUACCUCACCGAUCUACGCGAAGAGACUUCUGUCAUAUCCAGCUUCCAACGGAUCCGCGAAGACCUCGGUCCUGUGCAAGUCAUGGUCUACAACGCGGGCGCCCGACGAGUCAACGGCCGGUCGGUCCUCGACACUACAUCUGAAGAGUUCGAAUCAUUCACCAAAAUCAACUUAUACGGCGCGUUUUGGGCGACCAAAUGUGUCUUGCCGGACAUGUUGGCCGCCGGCCAUGGUACGAUCAUCUACACGGGCGCCACGGGCUCCCUACGUGGAAACCCUGGCCUCAGCUCCUUUUCACCAGGUAAAUUUGGUCUGCGGUCUCUCUCGCAGAUUGUUACUCGCGAGUAUCAGGAAAGGGGUAUCCAUGCCGCACAUGUCAUUGUCGAUACCCCUGUUGAUGGCAAGUUGAUCGGUGGGUGGUCGAGGCGCCAGUGGCAGCGGACUGGACAGGCGGAGAAGUUGGAUGAUGUCGAUGCUCAUCUUGCGAGGCCGGCGGAUCUUGCGCAGAUUUAUUGGUUUUUGCAUUCCCAGCCUAGGAGUGCUUGGACGCAGGAGUUGGAUGUUCGGCCGAUGAAGGUUAGUAUGUUUUCGAAGUUGUAG
Molecule: messenger RNA, 789 nt
Organism: Exophiala dermatitidis NIH/UT8656
Lineage: Eukaryota; Fungi; Ascomycota; Eurotiomycetes; Chaetothyriales; Herpotrichiellaceae
Product: short-chain dehydrogenase/reductase SDR
Exons: 1
Coding region: 1-789 (262 amino acids)
Source: RefSeq, a predicted model, not a curated record